Molecule: messenger RNA, 1530 nt
Organism: Exophiala dermatitidis NIH/UT8656
Lineage: Eukaryota; Fungi; Ascomycota; Eurotiomycetes; Chaetothyriales; Herpotrichiellaceae
Product: DNA polymerase delta subunit 2
Exons: 1
Coding region: 1-1530 (509 amino acids)
Biological process (GO): DNA replication; DNA strand elongation involved in DNA replication
Cellular component (GO): delta DNA polymerase complex
Molecular function (GO): DNA binding
Source: RefSeq, a predicted model, not a curated record
AUGGCACCGAUACAGGGCCUCCUCCGUCCAUACAACAAGGACGAGCAGUUCACCUUGCAGCACCGGGCUUCGAGUGAUUACAAUCCACUUUACUCCUACCGACUUUCCCGAGGCGACAGCAAACACUAUGUUCAGCAAUAUGGUGACAUGUACUUCCUUCGACUUGCCAAACUGAAGCCUGUGGUGGAGAGGAUCGCAGGAGAAGACUGGGAAGAUUUUGAGAUUGCAGGCGAGAAGGCCCAGAGGGUAGAAAGAGUGCUUGAUGUCCGACAAGGUCAGCUGUGCUGGGUCGUGGGGACAAUAUACAUGGACAUGCCGUUGAAACCCAACAUCUUGGAAGACAUAGCCAAAGAGCAUUGGAUCGCGGGGCCUCCUCCACGACACUCGUAUUUUUCUGCCGACAUUGAAACCCAGGUCAUGUUGGAGGAUGAAUCGGGUCGGCUCCGCUUGACAGGUCCAAUGUUGGAGAAUAAUCUGCUGGUCACCGGCGUUAUCGUUGCAGUGCUCGGGACCGAAAAUGCGAACGGCGAUUUCGAAGUUCUUGACCUACACAUUCCUGAACUACCCCCUCAACCAAAGAGAUGGCAAGGAUAUGAGAAAGAAGAAGGAAAGAUGGACGUCGAACAGCCGAGAAAGAAAAUUGCUCUGGUCAGUGGUCUGAACAUAUCUGGAACAGAGGCGGACACACUCAGGCUCUCGCUUCUGAGCGAAUAUCUUCUAGGCGAGGCAUUGGACGAGGAAGACCGGACCGAAGCCAGCACGAUUUCCCGCUUAAUCAUUGCUGGAAAUUCGGUCGCCUCAGACCUGCUUCCUAAUCAUCAGACGGCUGUCGAAGAUGGCAAGAAGCCCGGGAACCGGAAGUACGGUUAUGAUGCAUCAGCCUACAAUCCCUCGCCUACCGAACACCUUGAUCAGUUCCUGGCGGAGCUGCUCCCCAGCAUCCCGGUCACCAUAAUGGCGGGCGAACAAGACCCUGCCAAUGCUAGUCUCCCCCAACAACCUAUCCAUCCUGCCAUGUUCCCACACUCGAGAGCUUACACAACUGCAAACGUCCUCCAUCCCGAAGAAGAGGAGGAGCCUGCGUGGCUGGACAGUGUCACGAAUCCAUGGGACGGAGGUAUCGACGGCUGGCGGUUCAUGGGCAACAGCGGGCAACCUGUGGAUGACAUCCUCAGGUACGUUGACCUCGGUGGACCAGACGGCACCGGUUCGGACGGCAGGAUGGAAGUCAUGAUGAACAUGCUCCGAUGGCGUUGCGCCGCACCCACCGCUCCAGACACUUUGUGGUGCUUCCCGUUCCAAGACCGAGACCAAUUUGUUAUCGAAGAAUGUCCGCAUGUCUUCUUCGUAGGGAAUCAACCCCGGUUCGAAACUCACGUGAUUGAGGGGUCCCAAGGUCAACACGUCCGACUCAUUACUAUUCCACGAUUUCACGAAACUGGAGAGCUCAUCCUGCUGAGUUCGGAAACGCUGGAAGUCCAGGUGCUCAAGUUUGAUGUCCAUGAUCCAGCCCAACCAAGUGGAUCGUGA